AUGCCCAUCUUCCAAGACGAUCUCGAACAUCACCACCAUCGCCGUCCGUCCGUAGCCGAGACUACCACGGCCGCGGCGCCAGAAACACCACAUCCACCCAUACCACAACACCGACCGUCGCCGAUGAGAAGACUCUCCGAAGAGAGCAUACGAACCGAGCUAUGCGAAGGCCCCAUUGUGGAAAGCCCGACGAGGCCGUCAACCCCCGAGACCGACACCGAUGCCGCCGCCGCCGUCAUCUCUGACAGGGCCGAGCUGAUUGAGCGGCUGAAGCGCGGGGAGAGCCCGACGUGGAUCCCGAACCGCCGCCUCGAGUCGCUCUUCAACAACCUGCCCCGCCCGAGCACGCCGCAAAGCCCCCGGCCGCCCUCGAGCUCGUCUAGUCUCCUACCGCCCGCGAGCAUCACCCCGGAUAGAGCAGCCGCCGACGGCUCACGAGAGGAGGAUGAGCGGCUGCGCGAGGGGUUGAGCAUACAGAGGCCGCGGUCUGCUCUGCACAGCGGCGACUUCACAGAGGAUCAUCAGCCGAGGCCGCGGUCGCAGCACGAAAAGCAACAGACGGCGCAAGAGGAGGAGACGCACGGCGCAACCAACAAGUUCUUGGCUUCGCGCAAUUCAUGGCUCGCAACGUCACCACCGCGGGACUUUUCCCCGUUUCAGUUCGAGGCGAGGGUACCGUUUCCGGCGACGAGUGACGACUACCGAUCCGUCCCGUCCUCCUUGUCCUCCUCCUUCUCGUCCAGCUUCGUGUACAAGCCGCCGACGAGCCCGCUGGUCCAGUCCGAGAGCAACGACCAAAUCGACCUGUCUGCGCCGCUAAACAGCAUCGCCAUUACCGCGGGAUCCCCAAGCUUCGUAGGCCCCUCGCGUCGACACACCCUGAACUCGGUCACGUCGUCCCCCUUUGCGUUCCCCUCGCCCAGCCAUGCUGCGAUUCACAGGCGGUCCUCGCACCGGGGCCCAGCGGCAUUACCGUACCAGGCACACCAGCCGCGGCGCUCCCUCACGUCGAUCCCGCAGGUGCCGCUCCCUGGGGCCUCCUCGCCGCAGACGCCCGCGGCGUUUCUGAGACCCAGGCGGCCGUCGUUCAACUCGGACACCUCCCCCUUGCAGCACGCUUCCAUGGUUGGGUCGUACGAGGAGAGCAUCCUCCGCGGCCGCAUGUCCACGACGCCGUCGAAGCCGCUCGACUUUCUCGCGCAGAUUGGCGUGCUGGGGCUGGGCAAGUGUAAGUCCAGCCUGAGGUGCCCCGCCCAUGUGACUUUGCCGUUCCCCGCCGUGUUCUACAGCUAUGGAGGAGCUUCACAAGGGCGUGUGCGGUCAGAGGAUGGCCCUAGCCCGUACGUCGGCCAGAUUGACCUGGAAAACGGUCUACCCAACCCCGAAGAGGGACAGCGGUCCAAGAGGAAGAUGCAGAGCAGAUACGUCGAGAAACGGAUCGCCGAAGACGACGUCCUCAUGGCGGACGGGUCCUCGGAUCGUGAGGCGCGCCGAGCCGCGCAGCGGGCCAGACGGAGAUCGGCAUCCCCGAGAGCGCCGCCGGGCGGGAGUUAUCGCAUCCCCGAAAAGGGCCAGGUCCAAAUCGUCAUCAAGAACCCCAACAAGACGGCGGUGAAGCUGUUCCUGGUGCCCUACGACCUCGCCGGCAUGGAACCCGGGACAAAGACGUUUAUCCGGCAGCGCAGCUACUCGGCGGGUCCCAUCAUGGAGACGAACACGCCCGGGUUGGAGGAAGCAGCCGCCACCGCCGCCGCCGACCGCCCUAUCCUGCGGUACCUCGUGCACCUCCACAUCUGCUGCCCGUCCAAGGGACGCUUCUACCUCUACAAGAGCGUCCGGAUCGUCUUCGCCAACCGCGUCCCCGACGGCAAAGAGAAGCUCCGCAACGAGACGACGAACCCGGAACCGCGGUUCACGCCGUACAAGCCCAUCCGCGUGAUGCACCCGCCCAUGUCGAGCAGCCACAGCGGACCCGCGGCGACGCUUGCGGCGGAAAAGGCGUUUCGGAGGCGGAGUGCCGGGUUCCCCUUGGUUCCGUCUGCGUAUCCCUACGCCGUGGAUGGUGGGUGUACAUCAGACGGGUUCUCGCACUUUGGCGGGAAUACGCAGCCCGUGGAAGCGGUGCCGUUUGCGCUUUCCGUCUCGGGGCGGGGGCGUGCUCGUCUGGGGAGCGACGUGAGCGAUACCACGAACACGACGAGCACUACCACGCCCGGCAUCCUCUCGCCGCAGUCGGAGCAGGCGAGUAGGCCGACGACCAAGGACGGGUGGGGGGACGCGCAGGUUGCGAGGUAUGAGAAGCUGAGUAAGGGGGAUGUAGGGUACGGCGGCAACGCGUUUGCGCCGUCGUCUGGGCGUGGUGGGAGUCCUGGUGGUGCUGCGGAGGGGUUGCUUUCGCAGCGGUUGCGGUCUUUGGGUGUACAGAACCAGGGACGGGGUCAGGGACAGGGCCAGGAUCAGAAUCAGGGCGAGAUGCCUUUUGGUGGUCGGCCGGAGUGA
Molecule: messenger RNA, 2499 nt
Organism: Colletotrichum phormii
Lineage: Eukaryota; Fungi; Ascomycota; Sordariomycetes; Glomerellales; Glomerellaceae
Exons: 3
Coding region: 1-2499 (832 amino acids)
Source: RefSeq, a predicted model, not a curated record